AUGAGCUUGAAAGAAGUAUUCGAACAACAUCCAUGGAGGUCAUUUAAGAAGUUCAAUGAAGCUGCAAAGAGUUCGGGAUUUACUAACAGAGCUGAAGUGAAAAGGUUCUUUGACAAAAAUGUUGUACAUCAAACAAAAAUAAAUCCUUACGACUACUUUUUACCAAUUUACUCCAACACUCCUGACGCAUACCAAUUUGACACUCUCAUUCAAAGCAGAAAAGGAGGACAUAAACCAUUCCUCAUCUUCAUAAAUGUUAACACUCGUAAAGCAUAUGCGUAUAUAAUGAGAAAUAAAGGAACUCAUGAAGUGUUAAGAGUUUUACAAAAGUUUGUAGCAGAACAUAGCCCAAGUAUUUUAACAUCAGACCAAGACGGUGCAUACCUCAGCAACGAAAUCACAGAAUUUCUCAUUAAGCAUAACAUAACUCACUACACUACUGAAGACCAUAACCAUAACAUACUCGGUAUCAUUAACCGCUUCAUAAGGACUCUCAGAGAUUUAAAUCAAGAGCGAGACUUUACCGAAGAAACAAUGAAACAUUUUCUCGAAGUAUAUAAUUCCUCAACACAUUCUACAACAGGACAUACACCAAAUUCAAUGACACAACAACAAGAAGAAAA
Molecule: messenger RNA, 623 nt
Organism: Trichomonas vaginalis G3
Lineage: Eukaryota; Parabasalia; Trichomonadida; Trichomonadidae
Product: integrase core domain containing protein family
Exons: 1
Biological process (GO): DNA integration
Molecular function (GO): nucleic acid binding
Source: RefSeq, a predicted model, not a curated record